CUUAGCUGGCUGAUGGGUAUUGCCCACUGCGAGUCAGGGUGGGGGUUACGGAGCUAUGACCAGAUUCGGGUUGAAUAGCAUAGUGCAAGUAUUCAAUCCGCGCAGUCAGAACAUCCUGUCCGAAGAGAGUCCUCCACACUGCCGGUCAUUGACGUCAUGAUGUAAACGACGACGCGUAGCUGCCAUAGGAGUCGCCAUGAUAUUUAUGGCACGGCCUUCAAGCGAAAUGGUCGCUUUCUCGCUGUCCGACUGCCUUCCUGUCACUGCCCGCUCAGCCCUCACCAAUGGCAAACAUUCUGCCCCAAACCAUGGAAAAAGUGCAGCACGCCGUCCUAGGCCCUCGCGGGGGCGACAAGGUCUCCGACCUGGGUAAGAACACAAAGGAGAUGACGAACAAGAUGCGCUUGACGACCGACUAUGGCGUCAAACAAACCACUGCCGACGACUGGCUGAAGGCCGUCGAUAAGGAUCAGGCGGGCCCGUUGCUGCUCGAGGACCCAUUUGCUCGUGAGAGGAUUAUGAGGUUCGACCACGAGAGGAUCCCCGAAAGAGUUGUGCACGCCCGUGGCACUGGCGCCUUUGGAAAGUUCAGGGUGUUCGAAAGCGCUGAAGACGUGACUUUUGCUCCCGUACUGACCGACACAUCACGGGAGACGCCGGUGUUUGUUCGCUUUUCUACUGUGCUCGGCAGCCGCGGUAGCGCCGACACGGUGCGUGAUGUACGAGGCUUUGCCACCAAGUUUUACACCCAAGAAGGUAUCUGGGAUCUCGUCGGAAACGACAUCCCGGUCUUCUUCAUCCAGGACGCUAUCAAGUUCCCCGAUGUCAUCCACGCAGGCAAGCCCGAGCCGCACAAUGAGGUACCGCAGGCCCAGUCCGCACAUAACAACUUCUGGGACUUCCAGUAUAACCACACCGAGGCCACACACAUGUUUAUGUGGGCGAUGAGCGACAGGGCUAUUCCGCGCUCGUAUCGGAUGAUGCAGGGCUUCGGUGUCAACACCUUCACGCUCAUCAACGCCAAGGGCGAGCGUCACUUUGUCAAGUUCACAUGGACCCCUGAGCUUGGCGUCCAUUCGCUGGUGUGGGAUGAGGCACUCAAGCUUGCAGGGCAGGAUCCAGAUUUCCAUCGCAAAGACCUCUGGGAAGCCAUCGAAAACGGUGUAUACCCGAAGUGGAAGUUUGGCAUCCAGGUCAUCCCCGAGGCCGACGAGCACAAGUUUGACUUUGACAUCCUCGACGCCACCAAGAUUUGGCCCGAGGAUCUGGUACCGACCCGGUACAUUGGCGAGAUGGAGCUCAACCGCAACCCGGACGAGUUCUUCCCUCAGACGGAGCAGAUCGCCUUUUGCACUAGCCAUGUCGUCCCCGGCAUAGGCUUUUCUGACGACCCUCUGCUCCAAGGCCGCAAUUUCAGCUACUUCGACACGCAGAUCUCGCGACUGGGCGUCAAUUUCCAAGAGCUGCCCAUCAACCGUCCCGUCUGCCCCGUCAUGAACUUCAACCGCGACGGUGCCAUGCGCCAUACCAUCACGCGCGGAACUGUCAACUACUGGCCCAACCGUUUCGAGAUCUGCCCGCCCGCGAGCCACGAGGAGGGCGGAUACGUCGAGUACGCGCAAAAGGUAGUGGGCAUGAAGGCGCGCAUGCGCAGUGAGAAGUUCAAGGAACACUUUAACCAGGCGCAGCUCUUCUGGAACAGCAUGUCGGCCGUGGAGAAGAACCACAUCAUCAACGCCUUCAUGUUCGAGCUGGACCACUGCGAAGACCCCGUUGUGUACGGUCGCAUGGUGAAGCGGCUCGCCGACAUCGACCUCGGGCUUGCGCAGACCGUCGCCGAGAUGGUUGGCGGGGAGAUACCCAAGGAGGGACGGCCCAACCACGGGCGCAAGGCGCCGGCGCUGAGCCAGACCGAGUUCCCCGCCGUGAAGCCCACCAUCGCAUCGCGGCGCAUCGCAAUCCUGAUCGGCGAUGGCUACGACCCAAUCUCCUUCUCGGGCGCCUACGCGGCCAUCACGGCCGCGCUAGCCAUCCCGCUCGUCAUCGGCACCAAGCGCAGCAAAGUCACCUCGUCGGACGGCAGCACGUCGGUCCAGCCGCACCACCAUCUCGAAGGAUUCCGCUCGACCAUGGUGGACGCUCUGUUCAUCCCCGGCGGCGAAGGGUCGGUUAGAACGCUGGGCAAGAACGGGCGAGCGCUGCACUGGAUCCGGGAGGCGUUCGGCCAUCUCAAGACGAUUGGUGCCACGGGUGAGGCGGUCAAUCUGGUGAACACGGCAAUUGGACUACCGGAGGUGACCGUGUCAGAUUCGGGCGAGGUGCACGAUAGCUAUGGCGUCGUGACGCUGCGGGAAAUCAAGCCGGGCAGCCUGAGCGAGGCCGUCACCAUCGCCAAGGGCGCCAAGGGGUUCUUGGAGAGCUUCUUCUGGAACAUUUCACAGCACCGGAAUUGGGACAGGGAGCUGGCGGGACUGCAUACCCAGGUUGCGUACUAGUGCGGAAUGGUUUGUUAAUGACAAUGAGGAGGAGGUUGUAUGUAAUGUAUGUACAUACCAAAUGACGGGUUAGGUCGUCCAGUAGUUUACAGCGUGUUUUAGCCUUGUCUAAGCUGGUAUGUUGGUCAGUUUGCUGUUGCCCGGGACCGGUCGAGUGCAGAUGUUGGAGCAGCCAGGCGAUGCCGAGUCUUGUGCAGAUGGCAACAGGGUAACACUGUCAUGCUAGGAGGACUGAGCCGAGCAUAGCACCUUGACGCUACCCUCCGUUGUCCAAACAAGAGAGUCAAUGGCGGUCAACUCGCAGUUCUUAUCCCUGCACGCCCUUGGUUCAACAGCCAAGACAUGCGGCAGCGGAGCG
This is a messenger RNA of Canariomyces notabilis, 2853 nucleotides long. RefSeq names its product catalase-domain-containing protein. Bases 285 to 2495 code for a protein of 736 amino acids. Gene Ontology annotation, biological process: hydrogen peroxide catabolic process; response to oxidative stress. The record is from RefSeq and is a predicted model, not a curated record. The transcript has 3 exons. Gene Ontology annotation, cellular component: cytosol. Gene Ontology annotation, molecular function: heme binding; catalase activity. Lineage: Eukaryota; Fungi; Ascomycota; Sordariomycetes; Sordariales; Chaetomiaceae.